Molecule: messenger RNA, 258 nt
Organism: Gloeophyllum trabeum ATCC 11539
Lineage: Eukaryota; Fungi; Basidiomycota; Agaricomycetes; Gloeophyllales; Gloeophyllaceae
Product: acyl carrier protein
Exons: 4
Biological process (GO): fatty acid biosynthetic process
Cellular component (GO): mitochondrion
Molecular function (GO): acyl binding; acyl carrier activity
Source: RefSeq, a predicted model, not a curated record
UUCUCUGCCGCUGCGGGUCUCUCGAAAGAUCAAAUUGAGAGCCGCGUUCUUGAGGUCCUCAAAGGUUUCGAGAAAGUUGACCCUUCUAAGCUGAGCACUUCGUCACGGUUCUCAGAAGAUUUGGGUUUGGAUAGUCUGGAUGCGGUGGAAGUAGUUAUGGCCGUGGAGGAGGAAUUUUCGAUAGAAAUCCCUGACGCCGAGGCCGACGAUAUCACCAGCGUCCAGCAAGCUAUCGAUUACAUUGCCAAGACGCCCGAA